AUUUUAGCUGAUGGCAGACUUUUUAGAGGGAGAUCCAGGAGAGACAAUCCACCGGAAUAUGGAUGUAGAGAUGGAUCGGAUGGAGUCCAAUAUCUCCAAACAAGGAUACAGCGAUGGGUUUCUUGCUGGUAAAGAGGAAGGUACCCAGAUAGGUUUCGACAGAGGUUUCAAGAACGGUGCUGGAUUAGGUACCAGCUGGGGGUCGAUGGAGGGCAAGAUGACUGCUAUGAUACAUGUUUACCCGAAUAAAGCAGGCCAACUGAAACUGCUGUUAGAAGAGCUGAAGGAGAGUUUCGAUGAACAAAACAGAUACUUCUCUCAGUUCGGUGAAGAACGAACGAGCGUGUCUCAAGCCCAUGGGAUCACGAUAACUAAAACCUACUACGCUACCACCGACAUCCCAACAUCAUCUUCAGACCACCAAUCGUCCCUCAACCCUCCGGAGUCAGGGUGUUGUGGUGGUGGUUCCUCCAGUAAUGGGUGCUGCAAUCAGUCGGGCGAAUCAUCGUCUUGUCGUAAAAACGGCACUGGAAAUGUUAGUUUCGGGACGAAUGAUAUGAUGUCUGAACUUGAAUCCUUGUCGAGUUCAGGUGGAGGAGGCUUUGAAGAUAGGUUAAGAUUGUUCGAACAGAAAUUGGAUCAUAUCAUACGGAACUGUUGAGGAUGUUUUAGCAAUUGAUUUUUAUCCCAUUUUGAUUUUUAUCGAUGUUGACGAAUGUGUUAUCUGGGAUGGUAAUUUAUUGAAUUAUUGUGAUUUUGUACAAAUUGAUCAAAGUGGGUAAUAGCGGGGAGAUGAUGCAAGUAUAUUUUAAAAGUGGCUGUGACCAAUCAAAUCCCAGAACUGCUCUCACGUGCACCACCUUCCCGCAUAGUUCCUGACAUUUAUUUUCAACCUUACAUUUUACAACGU
Molecule: messenger RNA, 910 nt
Organism: Bolinopsis microptera
Lineage: Eukaryota; Metazoa; Ctenophora; Tentaculata; Lobata; Bolinopsidae
Exons: 3
Coding region: 11-661 (216 amino acids)
Source: RefSeq, a predicted model, not a curated record